This is a messenger RNA of Didymodactylos carnosus, 156 nucleotides long. The record is from the annotation of a GenBank genome assembly. NCBI's taxonomy places the organism in Eukaryota, Metazoa, Rotifera, Eurotatoria, Philodinida, Philodinidae.
AUGGUACCGAUAUGUAUUAUGAACGUGGAAAAAAAUGCAUUAGCAAAUCGUUUAGCACUAUAUCAAAAACGUGAUCAUGAUAAAACACAAAUAUAUAAACGAACAAUACCAUUACAUAAUCAACAUUCACAAAUGCUUACGGAACAAUAUUUACAG